CCCUCCGGCAAACUUUCGGCCGCCGCAACGGAAGCAGGAACUCGUGAACCACAAACCCGAGGCUAAGCGCGAGCUGCGGAGCCUCGGAGCCACUAGCAGACCCGCCGCUGCUUCCCGGAACGUGCGGGGCUGCCCAGGACCUCGGCCUCCCGUUGCCAGAGAGAAAUUCCAUCAUCUGUACCAUCUUCUUGAAGCAGACUCAAGCAGGAGGGACAGUUUAUCUGACCUUUGAUGACUAAGACUAAGCUGAAAUUUAACAUGUUCUUCCGGGGAGGAUGGAGCUUGACUUACACUUUUGUAAUAAUUUGUUUCCUGACACUAAGACUAUCCACCAGUCAAAACUGCCUCACUGAGAGCCUUGAAGAUGUGGUCAUUGACAUCCAGCUGUCUCUUUCCAAGGGAAUCAGAGGCAAUGAGCCCAUACAUACAUUAACUCAACAGGACUGCAUUAAUUCUUGCUGCUUGACAAAAAACAUAUCAGGGGACAAAGCAUGUAACUUGAUGAUCUUCGACACUCAAAAAAAAAUUAAACUACCCAACUGCUACCUGUUCUUCUGUCCCAGCGAGGAAGCCUGUCCCCUGAAACCAGCAAAAGGACUUAUGAGUUACAGGAUAAUUCGAGAUUUCCCAUCUUUGGCCAAAACUGAGUUGCCAAGCCCAGGUGUAGCCCAGGAAAACUCCCUCUUCCCUGGCGCAUCUUCCCAUGAUAUCACUCCCACUCCCCAGCCUCCAACCCGUGACUCAGAGCCCACGGUCUUAUGGAGAGAUUCACUUUCUCAGACGUCUGGAUCCUCAGAUCACUUGGAGAAACUACUCAAGGUUGCUGCAGAGAGUCCACCAUCACCUGAUUAUAAAGAAGAAGGCCACUCUCAGACGUCACAGUCUUCCUCAGGACCAGCAAUAGCUAAUCUAUUGCCUGAGAACGUGACAGCGUUCCCCUCUACGAUGGCGGUGUCUUCUCUGCACACCAUCCUGGCCACUCCGAAGUCUCUCUCCGCAUCCCUCCCCGUCACCAACACGGCAGUGAUGCCAUCUCUGACUUGGCAGCCUCAGAGGGCCACCUCCGCCCCACCCGCAGCCAUGAUCACUAGCCCGACCACAACUGUGGUUUUGACUUCCACCUCUAGGGCACCCGCGGACUCGCGAGGCCCACCGGUCACGGUGCCCUUUCGAGACAUCGCCAAUCUGACUUGGAGCACAGAGGAUGCCAGGGCCUCCGUGACAUUUCCUUUGUCAAAUGUGGAGUAUCCCGCUACAAAUACGACAGCUUCCCAGGAGAAGGCGAAGGCCGGUGCAGAUGAGCCCGCCCUGAGCAGUGCUCCAGGAAGCCAGCAAGGCCUUGCCUUUGAGCAGUGGCUCCUGAUUGGGACUGUGCUCUUCGGGGUCCUCUUUCUUGCCAUAGGCCUGGUCCUCUUGGGCAGAAUGCUCCUAGAAUCCCUCCGCAGAAAACGUUACUCGAGGCUUGAUUAUUUGAUCAAUGGCAUCUACGUGGACAUCUAAGGAGAACACGGGGUGUCUCUUAAUUCAUGUAGUUACUGCUAGCCUCACUGCGGCGAGUUUCUGCUGACCUUCUGAUCUUCGCAGGAUUUUUCAAGUGUUUUGAAGAUAGGCAGAUGCCUCUUACUGCAUUCUUUUUGCUUGUUCUUUGAAGAGAAAGGGGGCAAAGAAAUAAAUGGGGUGGCAUGAGUGAUCUGUCUCUAA
This is a messenger RNA of Dama dama (fallow deer), 1701 nucleotides long. RefSeq names its product MANSC domain containing 1 (gene MANSC1). The record is from RefSeq and is a predicted model, not a curated record. Bases 232 to 1500 code for a protein of 422 amino acids. The transcript is spliced from 4 exons. NCBI's taxonomy places the organism in Eukaryota, Metazoa, Chordata, Mammalia, Artiodactyla, Cervidae.